GCUGCGGGGCCGUCCUGUGGCCCAGCGCAGCAGAGGAGCCAGACCGACAUGUCGGGGACCCGCGCCUCCAACGACCGGCCCCCCGGCACAGGAGGCGUCAAGCGGGGGCGGCUGCAGCAGGAGGCGGCGGCGACGGGCUCCCGGGUGACCGUGGUGCUGGGCGCGCAGUGGGGGGACGAGGGCAAAGGCAAGGUGGUGGACCUGCUGGCCACGGACGCCGACAUCGUCAGCCGCUGCCAGGGGGGCAACAACGCUGGCCACACCGUAGUGGUGGACGGCAGGGAGUACGACUUCCACCUGUUGCCCAGCGGCAUCAUCAACACCAAGGCCGUGUCCUUCAUCGGCAACGGGGUGGUCGUCCACUUACCGGGCUUGUUCGAAGAAGCAGAAAAGAAUGAGAAGAAAGGUCUGAAGGACUGGGAGAAGAGGCUGGUCAUCUCGGACCGCGCCCACCUCGUGUUUGACUUUCACCAGGCGGUGGACGGGCUGCAGGAAGUGCAGCGGCAAGCCCAGGAGGGGAAGAAUAUCGGCACCACCAGGAAGGGGAUCGGACCCGCCUACUCCUCCAAAGCUGCCCGCACGGGCCUCCGCGUCUGCGACCUCCUGUCGGACUUUGAUGACUUUUCCGCCAGAUUCAAGAACCUGGCCCGCCAGCACCAGUCCAUGUUCCCCAGCCUGGAAGUGGACGUCGAGGGGCAACUCAAAAAGCUCAAGGGCUUUGCAGAGCGGAUCCGACCCAUGGUCCGAGACGGUGUCUACUUUAUGUAUGAGGCGCUCCACGGCACCCCAAAAAAAAUCCUGGUGGAAGGUGCCAACGCAGCCCUCCUUGAUAUUGACUUCGGGACGUACCCCUUUGUGACGUCAUCCAACUGCACCGUGGGCGGCGUGUGCACGGGCCUGGGCAUCCCCCCCCAGAACAUAGGCGAGGUCUACGGCGUGGUGAAGGCCUACACCACACGCGUGGGCAUUGGCGCCUUCCCCACCGAGCAGAUCAACGAAAUCGGGGACCUGCUGCAGAGCCGUGGCCACGAGUGGGGGGUGACCACGGGCAGGAAGAGGCGCUGCGGCUGGUUGGACCUGAUGAUCCUCAGAUACGCUCACAUGGUCAACGGCUUUACCGCGCUGGCCUUAACGAAACUGGACAUCCUGGAUGCCCUGGACGAGGUGAAGGUCGGCGUCUCAUACAAGCUGAACGGGAAGAGGAUCCCCUAUUUCCCAGCGAACCAGGAGAUACUACAGAAGGUCGAAGUCGAAUACGAAACGCUGCCUGGGUGGAAGGCGGACACCACGGGCGCCAGGAAGUGGGAGGACCUCCCCCCGCAGGCCCAGAACUACAUCCGGUUCGUGGAGAAUCACAUCGGAGUGGCAGUGAAAUGGGUCGGUGUCGGCAAAUCAAGAGACUCGAUGAUCCAGCUGUUUUAGGCAAAGGCAGGGCUGGCCAGCAGCCGCGGCCCCAUCCCGCAUCCACAGCCACCAAGUCCACGCCCGAAAGGAGGAAGAAGUAUUUUCUGUACUUUUAUGUUCCUAAGCCUUCAGCUCAGCUGAUUUCCACGGUGACCCAAACAUCUGACAGCCAGCGUUGUGUACAUUUUUAUUUUUUAAAUCCUGCUAUUUAAAAUGAGCCAAAGUACUCAGAACAGAGAACUUUUACGGCACGUGCAUUGUCCCACGGUGGUGUGGCCGGCUGGAGCAGUUUAGUAAUAAACCCAUCCAGUAGCCACCGAACGGUGGUGACCAGUA
Molecule: messenger RNA, 1740 nt
Organism: Nyctereutes procyonoides (raccoon dog)
Lineage: Eukaryota; Metazoa; Chordata; Mammalia; Carnivora; Canidae
Gene: ADSS1
Product: adenylosuccinate synthase 1
Exons: 13
Coding region: 49-1422 (457 amino acids)
Biological process (GO): 'de novo' AMP biosynthetic process; IMP metabolic process
Cellular component (GO): cytoplasm
Molecular function (GO): adenylosuccinate synthase activity; GTP binding
Source: RefSeq, a predicted model, not a curated record